GUUGUGAAGUGUGAUUGCUAGAGGCGUUUUUCUGCACGAAUCUGAUACUUUUGUGCUGCAAAAGAAUAGUAAAGAAUUACAAUGGAGUUGCUAACGUCAACGGAACAAACGACACACAUUAAAAAUAUACUAAAACCCUGGACUAAAGAGUCGUUGACGAAAUGUUGGGAUUGGUGCAGUCCAAUGCUCGAUGAAGAAUCUCUUAAGAAUCUGUACAAGUGUAUGGGAAGUUAUUGUAGCUUCAAUACGAACAAUACUAGCGAGAUGUUAUCUCAUCUGCAUGCUCACGAAGAUUCUGUUGACAUUUUAAAAUGCGCUUACUGUGUGGCUACGUUUAAGGAGAUACAUGAACUAAUUGCGCACAUUAAAAUAGAACACGGACAAUGCCGAUAUCAAUGCAGUUAUUGUUUCUAUCGCUCACUGGACUCCGCAAACGUUUUUAAUCAUCAAAAAAUAUAUCAUAUAGAAGAACGGUGCGCAGAAAAAUCCAUCAUGGAACUUCCGGAACAUCACGAGAUACCUAGACUUGAAUAUAUGAAUGCGGCUGUUAAAGGGAAAGUGCGACAAAAAGUCUUGAAGUGUACAGUAUGUAACGAGCAAUAUCUAGCCAUAUCAUCGUACAUACAACAUAUAAAGCUGGUGCAUUUGGGAACACCCGUUGCAUGUUGUUGGUGUCGAAAGGAAAUAAUAAAGGAUAAUGCAGCUGUACAUUUGCUUACUCAUUAUAUUGGAACAUAUGAAUGUCUUUAUUGCGAUUACGCCUGCAACAUCAAACAAAUGAUGCAAAGACAUUUAGGCAAUGUUCAUGCUACUAAACCAAUGUUUUGUUCCAAAAGACGCGAAGUAGCGGAUGCGCAAUUCCCAAAAAAGAAAUAUUUACUUGAUGUAAGAGAUUUGGUUCCUGCUGAAUAUGUGAAAAGUGUUAAUGACAAUUCAAAAACAACCGUUAUCGUAAAUGAAAUGAGCAGUAAUCCUAAAACGGGCGUUAUUGCAGAUGAAGCUCCAGAUAACGACAUAAAAGUUCCUAAAAUUCUUAACGUUCAAGGCGGAAUUAAAGUAACUGAUAACGGAGUAAUCCUUACUGCAAAACAAACAUUACCGAAUGAAUCUGGCUGUACAAAAUUGUCAUUUUCAAAUGAAGAAGUAACAAUUGGACAUACCAGUAGCGUAAAACGAACAGCAGAUUCGACUACCAUUGGCACAGUUAAACGAGCAAGGUUGGAUCCUGCAGUACUAAAAUUAUACGAAAACACCAAUGUAACUUUAACGAAAACUUGCAACCCAAUACAGACUGACUUUAUUACGUUAUCAACAUCUAGUAAUCUACCAAAUACCGGUGAUGUUGGCGAAAAACAACGCUCAAUCAAAACUAAUUUACCAAAAAGUAGUGAACAUCCUACGGAUAGUGGUAGCGUAAAAUAUAAUGCUAUGUCCUUUAAAGCAUCAGGUAUGGUAGCUAAUUCAGAUAAAAAUGAAAAAAAAUGCGCAGAUUUUAUAGAACAAGCUAUGGCCUCCGCUGAAUCUGUUAGUUUUUCUAAUCGUUAUUCUGAGCGAGAGAAAAAAGAAAACCCAGUAAGCUUCCGACUGGCGGAGUUUCUGUCUUAUAUAGACACAUAUUAUCGACAGUUAAGCCUAUGUUUAAGUAAAAAAAAGAUAACACCUCUAGAUAUCAAUGUGUGCGGCAUAGGCGCUUGCAAUCAUCGUUUCGAAAAUCAUGACGCACUUUUACAACACAUGAAAACUCGUCAUGGUGUAUUAACAAUAGAAACUCCGCUUUCAAUAGUAUGCAGCCACUGUGCACUUCAAUUGAACACCGUCACUAAUUACAUGUACCAUCUUUCGGUACAUAGUCUGAAUCAGUAUGCCUGUUUUCUUUGUUGCUAUAAUCAUUUUCUUCUCCCAACUGUCGCAACCCAUAUGAACGUGGAACAUGGUUGCAAUUCGGUACAACUAUCUUUCGCACAUCCGGUAAGGAGGGAUUUACUAUCUGAUAUCAUUAUUGUAAUGCCGGCCGCAAUCACAAGAGAUGAAAAGCAGAAAUACAUCCAAGAAACCAUAACACGCGGGGAACAACUUUUGCGAAAAACUAGUUUGGCUAACCAAACAUUUGAACGGUCUAUACCAGUACAUAAUAGUGCUACAAUGAAUGCUGAAGUAAACAUGUCAUAUCCUAAACAAUCUCACUACAGCCUCUUGUACAAAUGUGGAAUGUGUCAAACUGUUGAAACCAGUAAACUAUCAUUUCAAAAGCAUCUGAUAGAAGAUUGUCCGAAUAAGAAACGCAAUUUUUAUUCAUGUGCGCACUGCAGAAAAAUUUACAAAAAUUGGACCAAAAACCCUGAAAAAAUUUUCGAGCACCUAUACUAUCAUGGAGAAAAUUUGUAUGGAUGUGGGAGCUGCCCAUAUUAUCACUAUUUAUUUGAAAAAGUUGUAAUGCACAUUAAGACAGCGUCGCAUCCUCCAAAAUGUGAGAUAAACGUGCUGCGUGAAUCAACGGAUCAGUGGGAAUGCAAUGUCUGCCAAUUGAAAUCUUCCUUUAGGCAAACUGUUAUGGAACACAUGCAAAACGUUCACGAUUUGCCAGGAGAACGUUUCAUGUGUUCAAUGUGCCAUUUUCGAACGUUGACAAAAGAGGAAAGCAUUAAACAUUUCAAACAGAAUCAUUCAAACCAGGACGUGGUAAUGAUAGAAAUGUAUCACGAAACAGAAAUAGAAAAUUCAACAAACAAUGAAGACACAGAUUCUGAUGCUUCUAGUGAUGUACAAAUUAUAGACGAUGUUAUAGACUCAUAUUCAAUUUCUUCGUCAAGUGAUCAUUCUGAAGAUGAGGAAGAUAUGCAAAGAGAGUUCGAAAAAGGUGCGAGCAACGAUCAGAAAUUACUUCCUUCUUGCCCGGUGUUAAAGGAUCAUAGCUAUUUUAAAAUAGAAAGUAAUGAAGAAGCUGUGCACGUUAAUGUGAAAGUGAAAAUUGAAAAUUGUACAUCAACAACGUACGCUAUUUCUAAUCCAUGUGCCGUUAAGAAUGCUUUAACAGAAAAUAACCAACCAUCCAUAGGUAACUCCGUUGGUGCUGCAGUUGAAAAUACUUCACCAGCUUCAUCAGAAGCCAACGUAGUGUUGAACAAUAUUGCUGUUCAGGAAGAUGGCAUAGUAGCAACAGAAGAGGAACUAGAACAAAAUUUGUCCCCAACCACGGUAAUGAAUGCUUUGUCCAUGGAACGCCGCGCAUCUAAGCGAGUUGCUGUUAAAAAAGAUGUUACAUACCGAUGGAAUGACUGUACCAAAUAUGGUUGCAUCUUUUGUGAUAAUAGUUUUGAACACUAUAAGUCACUGCACUUGCAUUCUCGAAUAGUGCAUGGUACCAUAAGCCAAAAUUUCCUGUAUGACCCAAAUACCGACACCAGUCCAAUAACAGGAUCGUUCACGGGAUUUCGGUUAUUUAGUGUUGCUCGUUGCUUUUACUGUGAUAAGCAAGACACAUGCUCAGCACUUAGGAUGCAUCACGAUAAAAAACAUGAUGGAAAAACAUUUAUAUGCCUUGACUAUUGGAACGCUUUCAAAUGUGGUCUUUGUGCAUAUCUCAACGGAUCUGGCAAUGAAAAGGAAUUCAGCAAUCAUUUUCUUCAGUUCCAUACUAAUGACCUUACAAAUGUAUCACCGUUCGAUCACAUUGACGAUACUUUCAUUCAAUGGGCUUUGUCACUAGGAAAGAAGCUUAAUGUGGCAAACAAUGAAACAGUCAAAAUAAUAAAAUACAUUUGCGGUACAUGUUCUGAAAAGUGUGAAGACGAAUUGAGUAUGGGCUUGCAUGUGGCAACGCAUAUUGUAAAAUUCGAUUGCGAUUACUGUAGCGCAAACUUUAAACAAUUAAGUGUACUGUACGAGCACAUCCUAAUUGUGCAUCGUAAGGAAGAUUAUGUCCCUCAGCCAACUCUUCCGAUACUCUCGGACCAAGUGAUCCUUGAAGUUCAAAUGUGUUUUAUCAAUGGGUUUAUUUUGUCAAAACGGGAGGCACAAUUUACCAGUCAUGGGUCGUUGCAAGUGUUAGAAGAAGGAUAUCAAAAGUACUAUGAAGAUCAGAUCAGGGCAUUAGAUAGCUUUAAAAUAUUGUUGUCGAUGCCUAUUUCAGCAUCAAGCAUGGUCGAAGAUAACGUUUCAUGUAAAUCUUUUCUCGUUAAUCAGAAGACUUAUCCAGUCCUUAAGAUACUGCCGAUGGAUGUAAAAACUUUGGAAGAUGCAUUAUAAUUAAACAUCAUCAUCUAUCGUAUCUGAUUGUAUAAUUUGAACGUUCGAAAUUGAUGGAACUUUCCUAGCGGGAGAGCCAAGAAUAUGAUUGCAAUUGUCUUAUCAUUCUGAUUGAUGAAUAAUUCAUAGGCCGCCAGCUUUUAAAGUAUACUUUAUAUCUUAAUUCUGUAUAGAUUGUAACAUUUAGAUAUUAAGUUGUGAUAGAAAAUUAUUGGAAUAAAAUGGUUAAUUUUCAAUUACGAUUACCAAAUAUGUAUUACACGUUUCAGUUGAGCCACCUUGUGCUAUGACAGCAGCGCCAGUUUUUCCUGCGACAAAACCGAUACCAAAAUCCAUCAGGACCGUUUACUCGUAGUAACAAGUGACUGUUAGGAUACAUAGUAAAAAUAAACACGUUAUAAAUCUGUUAUGGCACUUCCCUUUACAUGCCACACUCUACUGUGUCAAGCGGGGUUAAAAACACGG
Molecule: messenger RNA, 4710 nt
Organism: Anopheles moucheti
Lineage: Eukaryota; Metazoa; Arthropoda; Insecta; Diptera; Culicidae
Exons: 4
Coding region: 82-4245 (1387 amino acids)
Biological process (GO): regulation of transcription by RNA polymerase II
Cellular component (GO): chromosome
Molecular function (GO): chromatin insulator sequence binding
Source: RefSeq, a predicted model, not a curated record